Molecule: messenger RNA, 1243 nt
Organism: Telopea speciosissima
Lineage: Eukaryota; Viridiplantae; Streptophyta; Magnoliopsida; Proteales; Proteaceae
Product: RHOMBOID-like protein 12, mitochondrial
Exons: 8
Coding region: 6-1013 (335 amino acids)
Cellular component (GO): membrane
Molecular function (GO): serine-type endopeptidase activity
Source: RefSeq, a predicted model, not a curated record
UAAAAAUGAAGAGAGUCCUUUCUUUCAAACUCAAACUUGUCUCAGAAAUCCCCAGAAAGCUCUCCCACUCCUCCUCCUCCUCCUCCUCCCAAUCUCAAUUUUGUAAGAACUUCACGUCUAUCGCCGAGAAAUGCCCAAAACAGUCUACACUCUCUCAACCCCAUUCCUUCAGCUUCAGUUCUACUACCCCUUCAUGGCGCUCCCAACAUUGUGUGUCGGAGAAGAUCUAUUACUUUCUGGCGAAUCCAGCGCUUGUGAAACAAAUGGCAUCGAGUGCCCAUGACAAAAUUCGAAGCCGAAUCAUGUUUGAUCGUUGGGUUCAAUCCUUCAAAGCUCAGCUUCGUGGACGGCAACUCAAUCGAACUUCCUUCAAUUUCAAUUCAUCAAGGAGAUCAUGGUUACCAACAGCCGAAAACGUUGUUUUGGGUUUGAUUGUAGCUAAUGCUGCUGUUUUCAUGCUAUGGAGGAUUGCUGAUCCUACAUUUAUGAGGAAGCACUUUAUGAUUUCAGUGGAUAACGUCACCAGUGGACGUAUACACACAUUGAUCACUUCUGCAUUCAGUCAUAAGGAUAUCGGACAUCUUGUUUCUAACAUGAUUGGUCUUUAUUUCUUUGGACAAACUAUUGGAAGGCUUUUUGGACCAGAAUUCCUGUUGAAGUUGUAUCUAGCUGGUGCACUUACUGGAUCAAUAUUCUUCUUGGUGCACCAUGCCUUUAUGUCCCCUCCCCAGAACCCAGGAAUGUGGAGCAUUGAUCCUAAGAGAAUUCCAGGACUGGGUGCGAGUGGGGCUGUGAAUGCUAUUAUGCUCCUUGAUAUAUUUCUCUUUCCAACAGCCACCCUUUAUGUCGAAUUCAUCAUACCAGUUCCAGCAAUGUUACUGGGCGCAUUUUUAAUAGGAAAAGAUAUACUGAGGAUAAUUGAGGGGAAUAGUGAAAUCUCAGGUUCAGCCCACCUGGGAGGUGCUGUUGUUGCUGCUCUAGCAUGGGCCCGGAUUAAAAAGCGAUGGAUAUGAUCUUCUUCCUCUAGUCGUUGCCUCUAACUUUCCCUUGCUUCAGUGAUUGGGUUUUUUCCCCAUCCUUAGUUGACUACCCAACAUUUCAUUGAAGUGUAGACGGAUUUUACAUCACGUUUUGUUUGUUGUCCAAGAAAAGAAAUUUACUUGAAAUGCAGCAUCAUACAACUCAAUCUCUAGUUUCCUUCCAUUGCCCUUGUAGUCUACAUAUUUAGAACAAGCAAGACAAU